UUGCUUUCGUUGCUUUGGUUUCUAUCUUGUGGCAAAGAGGGCCAAUUACACGAAUUUAACGAAGAUACUGGAUAAGAAAUGGAUCAGAAUCGAAAGGGCUCUGGGAGUUUUUUUUUUUUUAGGUGUUUGUUGACGCAAAUAUCUGGGAAAGAUAAGUUGUGUUUUGUGUGUACUCUUUAUGUUCUGUGUAGCCUGCCCUUGUUUGGAGAAGAAAGUAAUCAUGAUAAAACGCACACCAAGUAGAAACCACAGGUCCAAAGGCAUCAAGUUAAAGAAUGUUCUGCAAAUUAUUCUGCUGCUUGGUGUUUGUUUCUGGUUGAUCUACCAGAUUAAGCACUCUCAUGAUAAGAAGAAGGAAUUUGAUGAAAAUGAUGCAAAGGAGGCUGUCAGAAUGCAGAAUGCUGAUCAGAUUCCAAAACUUGGUAGAAAAGAUCUUCAACCUCUUAAAGAUGAUAUAAUUCAAUCUGAACAGCAUGACGAAAAAGAGGAAGAUGAAAAUAAUUUAGAUGAUGAAGGAAAUUUGCAUGAACAUGAAGAACAAGAAGGAGGAGGCAGCAAGCAUGAAUCGGGAGAAAAUCUAGACAAGCAUGAAUUUAGAGAACGAGAUGAAGAAGAAGAAAGCAAGCAUGGAGCAGAAGAACGAGAUGAGGAAGAAAACAAGAGUGAAGAAUCAGAGGAUGAUGGAAGAGGAGGAGGGGAUGAGGAGAUAGAAGAAAAUGAUCAAGAAAAACCAGAAGUGGAUAUCGACCGUGAUGAAGAGUUGAUGGAUGAGGAUAGAGAGAGAGAGAAAGAAGAGAGUGAUGAGAAGGAGAAUGAAGAUGGUGAGGAUGAGGAAAAGGACAGUUCAGUUGAAGACAAAAGCACACAUGAGGCAAGGGAGGAACAUUACAUGGCGGAUGAUGCUUCCAGUGCUGUAGCUCAUGAUGCCCUGACUACUAGCACUGAAUCUGUGAUUCUAAGUGCAGAAAACUCCAAUGAAAACUCUGAAAUGAGUAUUGUGAAACAGGAGAAUAAGCCUAAUUAUACAGAGGUAAGCGGUGUGAAUCAAAAUGAUUCAGGUAAGAUUACGGCAGAUGAAAUGGAGAGUGGGAAUGUGUCGAAUGCCACUGGUAAAGAAAGUGGGGACACCAUUUUGUCCAACUCAGUCAGUAACCCAAAUGUAAAUACCACUGCCACAGCAAACUCUGAUGGUCAUCUAGAAGUAAGCAGUAACCACUCUGUUGCGAUCACUGAGGCUAUCAACAACUCAACUGGAGACGGUAUCAACACAGCAGGUUCUUCUGAACAGAAUAAAACGGUGAUAUUAUCUGAAUCUGAAAGUUCUCAAAAUACGACAGUGGAUAUGACAGCCAACGAUGGCAUCAAAAAUGGGAAAACAGAGGAAUUAGAGCAGAGUCAUGGAGACAGGGAAGAUAACCUGCCAAUUACUAAUUCCACAAUCUCCAUGAAAACUGGAAAUGCAGGGGAAUCUUCUAAUUCUGGAGCGGGUCAAUCAGACAAGACAAUAAAUCAUGUUGCAUCAAAUGAAACUCAGAACAACUCUGUAAAUUCUGAUGCAAAGGAAAAUAUCGAUGCCUCUGUGGAUGAGAUGUCGAAGGUUCAAUCUGAAAUGGCUGCAACAAAUGUAACUCAGAAUAGUUCAGAUGCUGAGGAGAACAAUGAUGCCAGGAAGGAUGAGAAGUCCAUGGAUGAUCCCCAGUUGGAUUCAACUCAUAGAACCUCAGAUUCUUCCUCUGUGAAUGGCGGAGAUUCAGAUUUAGUUGAACAAGAUGCCAUUGAUGUUUCUGAUUCUCAUAUCCACAAGGACGUGACAGAAGUUCAAACUGACCUGGAUACAUUGCCAGAUAUUAGAGACGAUGAGGCGAAUAUUCUUGAUGAACAUGCAUUGCCAGAUAUUAGAAACGCGGGAAAUAUUCUUGAUGAAACUGCGGCAGAAUAGCAUUUAUUUAAAAGAUGGCCAUUGGAUUCAUGGGAAAGCUUUCCUCAGUUUUUCUUUAUCCCUCCUUCUGACCUUUGUUUUCUGUACGUCACACUGUUUUCACUUUUAGAUCUUUUUGUUUGACCCGAGAUGUGCUACUAGAAGCUACCAAAGGUACAAAUGUAGCUUAGUGGGUUUUAGUGUGAAUGUUUUGAUCUGUAUAAUUAAUUUCGACUUUCCACCAUGGACACAAUUUUAGUUUACUCUUAUAAAUUCCUACUGUAGUUUUUGCUCCA
Molecule: messenger RNA, 2214 nt
Organism: Neltuma alba
Lineage: Eukaryota; Viridiplantae; Streptophyta; Magnoliopsida; Fabales; Fabaceae
Product: cilia- and flagella-associated protein 251-like
Exons: 2
Coding region: 179-1939 (586 amino acids)
Source: RefSeq, a predicted model, not a curated record